This is a messenger RNA of Anopheles coustani, 1817 nucleotides long. RefSeq lists its product as uncharacterized. The record is from RefSeq and is a predicted model, not a curated record. The coding region runs from base 1 to 1746 and encodes 581 amino acids. The transcript is spliced from 6 exons. Gene Ontology annotation, biological process: cobalamin transport. NCBI's taxonomy places the organism in Eukaryota, Metazoa, Arthropoda, Insecta, Diptera, Culicidae. Gene Ontology annotation, molecular function: cobalamin binding.
AUGAAGCACCGAAUACAUCUGCCAACGCUAGUGAAAGUAGUCGCUCUGCUGCUUUCCGAAGCACUCGGUGAGACAACUACUUCUGUUAUUCCACCAACGGGCUUCCUUGAAACAACGCUCACAACUGUUGGUCAUCCGCCCACGACAACAGCGAAACAACAAAUACAUGCGAUGUCGAGCAUUCCUCCUGAACAUAUUGGCUCAUAUGUAGGAGUACAGACCAUUGGCACAAGCGGGGCACUCUUGCCAACUUUCACUACGGAGGCGUUUUUUACAACUCCCUCGCCACAGGCAGUUACUCCACAAUAUAACACAUCAAAUACUUCCUCACCUACGGUAAGCACAACCCAGCCAACCAUUCGUCAGGAUUCGAUGGACAGUUUGCCGGUGGAUAUAACGCUCAUCGAAGAAAAGCAGCUCGGACCUGGUGGACCAAAUCAGGUAGAAAGUGCCAGCAUACAGAGGGCGCUCACCUGGUUGCGAGAGAGAAGACUUCCUGACUUCAGCUGGGGCAACGAUACGCACAUGGUCAUCCUAGCCAAAGAGCUUUCAGGUGGCAAAGACCCGUCGGAGAAUGACAACCCGAUACAGGCUGUGUCAGACUUGGAAAACCUGCUGUCGAUCAAACAGAUGGAUAUCGAGGUACUGACCAUGCUUGAUCGUCAUCACGCUACUGCCAAGCAGCUGAACACGGAUCACAUCGCGAAGUACAUUCUGGCUAUGGGAGGGUUAUGCAAGGACGCUCGACACUUCUACGGCCAUGAUCUGGUAGCUGCACUUGAACAUCACGAACACGACCAGGGACAGGAGUACGAGUUUGCUCUAACCGCGCUGGCCAUCUGCAGCUCGGCAACGCAUGUUAGGAAGCGUCAGAUACGUCGUCUCCUGGACAUUGCCAGCGGGGAAGUGAAUGACGUCGAUACGAUUGCUAUGGUAUUAUUAGCAUUGCGUUGCAUUGUCACUGAUCAUCGCCAUCGACACCUACAACAUUUUGUGCGGCGUCCGGCACGCGGUCUAGCGAGUCUACAGGGUCUGCAGGGUAGCUUUGGAUCACUCCGCAGUACGGCAUUGGCAAUGCAAGCACUGCAGGAUCUCGAACCGGAUCCGGCUGGAAAAUGGAACCGAACUGCCGCUUCCGAGUGGUUGCUUGUUAAACAGCGUACAGACGGAAGCUGGACGGAGGAACCUCUCCAAGAUGGGCAGGAUCCUACAAUUGGAAUUGGCCUCACUGCCGACAUUGUCCUAGCUCUUGGCUGGCGAGGACUAGGAGCGGUUCGGGCAUUACAAUGUGACCACGUGAUGCGGGAAUCAAACGAACCUUCGGAAAACGGUGAACCUAAGCUAGCCGCACCGGUGGGCCUAGGCAUAUCGCCCGUAGAGGAAACGGAGCCAAGAAAUGUGUCCUACACCUAUACAUUAUGGGUUGGCACGAACGAGACGGAGGAGUAUUACCUCGAUCUGACGUCUCCGAAAAACACCACAUUUUUUCGGGCCAUGAAACAGGCCGCCGAAAUCGAUCCAAGGUUUUCUUUCGAGGCACGCGAAUGGCCCAACGGACACUACGUCCAUACGUUGGCAGGGAUGAAAGAGGAACCAAAAAGUUAUCACUUCUGGCUGCUCUAUCGUUUACCGGAAAGGCCAGACACCAAAAAUCCUCCCGGAAAUCAGUUGAUAGCACCGCUGGGUGUGGACGAACUUCUCGUAGAAGAUGGUGAACAUUAUCUCUACUGGUACAAGAAAUUGUAAAACCAGAUAUACAAUAAUCCAAUGUACAAUAUUUCCAUCCUUGUAUCCCCACUUGAUCAGCUAGAAAGCAA